GCUGAAAUUUCAAUUUUUAAGUUAAACUCGAUCGCUGGCAGAUAAAUAGAUUGGGGAGAAAUUUUAUUAAGUUUUUAGGGAUUUGUUUGUGGAACCCAGAUUCUUUAUUACUAUAAAAGUUUAACCCUAAUUUUCUCAACAAAAAAAAUUCCCCAAUUUAUUUUUUCAAUCACAAACAAUUCAGUAAUAGUUUAUUGGUUCUUUCCUUUUAAUUUAUUUUUGAAUUGAACCGGGUGGUUCAAUCUUAUACAUAAGGUCCAAUGGCUGGUGGCUCUGAUGCGGCGGAGACGCUUUCAUGUGCUCGUUGUAGCAAUCCUGCUAGCCUUCAGUGUCCUAAGUGUGUGGAGUUAAAGCUUCCUCGUGAAGGUGCUGCCUUCUGCACUCAGGAUUGUUUCAAGGCUUCUUGGAGCUCACACAAGCCAGUUCAUUUGAAGGCAAAGCUGUCUUCACUUGGUACAGAUGGUGCUGGUGGACAAAACUCUGAUUUAGCUAGUGAGGAUUGGCUAUAUUGCUUGAGGAAAGGACAAAGUCGGACUCCGAAACUUCCUCCUUUUAAUUGGACUGGGUCACUUAGACCAUAUCCCAUAUCUGUCAAGCGUAAUGUACCUGCUCACAUUGAUAAGCCUGAUUGGGCUAAUGAUGGAGUUCCAAAGGUUGAGCCGAACAGUGAUUGGCAACAUCGUGUUGAGAUCAAGACUCCUGAUCAAAUUGAGAGAAUGCGAGAAACAUGUCGUAUUGCAAGGGAGGUUUUGGAUGCAGCUGCUCGAAUGAUCCGUCCUGGUGUAACAACAGAUGAAAUUGAUCGAGUGGUUCAUGAGGCUACUGUUGCUGCAGGAGCUUAUCCAUCACCUCUCAAUUAUCAUUUCUUCCCAAAGUCUUGUUGCACGUCAGUUAAUGAAGUUAUAUGCCAUGGGAUUCCUGAUGCAAGGAAACUGGAAGACGGUGAUAUUAUAAAUGUUGAUGUGACUGUUUACUAUAAAGGUGUUCAUGGCGAUUUAAACGAAACAUAUUUUGUGGGAAACGUAGAUGAAGCAUCUCGUAAGCUGGUACAGUGUACAUACGAGUGCUUAGAUAAAGCAAUAUCUAUUGUUAAGCCUGGAGUGAGGUUUCGUGAUGUUGGAGAAGUUAUUAAUCGCCAUGCUUCAAUGUCAGGGUUAUCUGUGGUGAAAUCAUAUUGUGGCCAUGGUAUUGGAGAGUUGUUCCACUGUGCCCCAAAUAUUCCCCAUUAUGGAAGAAAUAAAGCCGUUGGGGUAAUGAAAGCUGGACAGACUUUUACAAUUGAACCAAUGAUUAAUGCAGGCGUUUGGCGUGAUCAAAUGUGGCCUGAUGGGUGGACUGCUGUGACAGCAGACGGCAAACGCAGCGCUCAGUUUGAGCAUACUCUUUUGGUAACAGAAACUGGGGUCGAAGUUCUUACGGCUCGGCUACCAUCAUCGCCGGACGUGUUUCCUUGGUCAAACAAGUAAUCUAAUCUCAAUUGUCCCAUAAAAUAAUAGAACCCCAAGUUAAGUUAAAAUCUAUACAUUAUACUUAUGGGCAAGAGAUUAUGCAGUGUACCCAAUUUGGGGUACUCUUCGACCCUUUUUUGUUGAAUGAGAGAAGAACCAUACCAUUUUCAAUUUAAGCUUUUAAUGGCAAGUUUUUAGUGUGUGAUCAUGUGUAAAAUGGAUUCAUUCCCCCCUAGUUUUCUGUUUGUAACAAAGGAUGAUCAUAAUUUGGAUGAUGAUGAUUUGACGUUUGUAGACCAUUAUAAAUUUUUCAGUUCUUUUCUACAUUAAUCAAGUUAGUUCACCUCACA
This is a messenger RNA of Gossypium raimondii (Peruvian cotton), 1798 nucleotides long. RefSeq names its product methionine aminopeptidase 1A. The record is from RefSeq and is a predicted model, not a curated record. Lineage: Eukaryota; Viridiplantae; Streptophyta; Magnoliopsida; Malvales; Malvaceae. The transcript has 16 exons. Gene Ontology annotation, molecular function: metalloaminopeptidase activity. Gene Ontology annotation, biological process: proteolysis. The coding region runs from base 261 to 1466 and encodes 401 amino acids.